Messenger RNA from Contarinia nasturtii (swede midge), 1812 nucleotides. Its product is annotated as 3-hydroxyisobutyryl-CoA hydrolase, mitochondrial-like. Gene Ontology annotation, molecular function: 3-hydroxyisobutyryl-CoA hydrolase activity. Bases 516 to 1595 code for a protein of 359 amino acids. The record is from RefSeq and is a predicted model, not a curated record. Gene Ontology annotation, biological process: L-valine catabolic process. Lineage: Eukaryota; Metazoa; Arthropoda; Insecta; Diptera; Cecidomyiidae. Gene Ontology annotation, cellular component: mitochondrion. The transcript is spliced from 7 exons.
UAAACCAUAGUGUGUUUGUGUUAUUUUGAAGCGGGAAACCUUAAUUAAUGUAUUUUCCAAUGUCAAACGCGUGUACGAUGAUAAUUUAGCAAAGUUUGUACAAUUCUACGUUAUAUAAUAGAUUCAAGCUAACUCAGUCUGUGCUUAAAUCAAUGCUGAAAGACUGCUGGCGUUUCGAAUCAUAUGCGAUUCUUAUUCAAGACUAUUCAAUCAUUAAUGAUUCUGUCAGAAAUAAUAAAUCGUUAAUCCAAGCCACUCAAAUAAGAUUUCAGUCAAAAAACCGGUGAAAAUAGUCCAAUUAAAUUAUUAAAAAUGAUCGAUUUAAACACACACUAACGUUGGCUUGCGUUUAUUAAUUCCACUUUAUAUUCAAGCUAUCGCAAAUAGAUAGCAAAAGAGAGUGAAGAAAAAUAUGCUGGAUUUAAAGUGGCACACUUCAAUCUCUGUUUGUCAGUUUAAUAGACGACGUUGAAACAGUCACUGAUAAUUAAUCACUGACAGCAGCAAAAUAAAGAAUGGUUCUACCAAAAACUGAUUCGGUAUUGGCCGAAGAGCGAAACAACAAAGGCAUAUUAACACUAAAUCGACCAAAAGUAUUGAAUGCAGCGAACUAUGAAAUGGCUGAAAAGGUGUUUGUUGCAUUAAACAAGUGGCGAGAUACAAAAUCAAUGGUAAUAAUCAAAGGCAGCGGAGAUAGGGCAUUUUGUGCGGGUAGCGACCUCAAACAAUUGAUUGAACCGAGUGAAUUUGAAACAAAUGUGAAAUUUUUUAAAGUUGAAUAUACGGUGAAUUUUAUGAUAGCAAAUUUAAAAAUUCCUUAUAUAUCACUGAUUGAUGGCAUUAUUAUGGGCGGCGGAGUUGGUUAUUCAAUACAUGGAAAGUAUCGUAUUGCGACCGAACGUACGGUUUUUGCAAUGCCAGAGACAAAAAUCGGUGCCAUGCCGGACAUUGGCAGUUCAUACUUUUUACCACGGUUAAAAGGAAAACUUGGUUAUUAUCUCGGUCUCACCGGAUCCAGAUUAACGGGUAUUGAUGCAUUACACGGUGGCAUUGCUACACAUUAUUGCGAUAGUGCACGUCUUCCACAGCUAGAAGGAGCAUUAAUUAAUUUACAAAAUGCCAAUGACAUCGAACAAGUUCUUGACGAAUAUUGUCCAAAAAUAAAAUCAGAAUUUAGUUUAGCCAAACAUCUUUCACAAAUUAAUAAAUGCUUCAAUGCAUCUACAAUCGAAGAAAUUUUAACAAAUUUAGAAGAAGACGACACCGAAUGGUCGAAACAAACGAUUAAAGUGCUUCGAACAGUGUCGCCGGUGUCCUUGAAACUCACACUACACCAGCUUCAAUUGGGCGCUUCAUAUUCAUUAGGAGAAUGUUUGCAAAUGGAAUAUCAGCUAGUUCGACGAAUUUUAAAGCAUGAUGAUUUUCAUGAAGGUAUUAAAGCGUUGCUAGUUCGUAAGGAUAAUAAGCCAAAGUGGAAUCCAGCACGAAUCGAAGACGUCAUUCUUGAAAAACACGUUCUGCCAUUUUUCAAACACUUUCCGGACAACGAUAUUGAUGAAUUGCCAAUAAGCGUCAAAUUAAUUUCGAAAUUUUAAACCUAAAUAUAUAGAUCACAUUUAAUGACAUUCCUUUAAAUCAACAUAGAUGUAUUGCAAUGUAUCAACUACUUCAAGAAUUUUUGAUUAGAUUCGUUGGUUCAAUAAUAGAUAUUUGUAUAAAGUAUAAUUACACUGGGACUUUGACUUUUUCUUGCUAAUUAAGAAGAUAAAUGUACACUUACAAUAAAAAUAAAAACAGUGGUAAUUUAAUAAA